Messenger RNA from Electrophorus electricus (electric eel), 4364 nucleotides. RefSeq names its product NELL (neural EGFL like) family member 3 (gene nell3). NCBI's taxonomy places the organism in Eukaryota, Metazoa, Chordata, Actinopteri, Gymnotiformes, Gymnotidae. Gene Ontology annotation, molecular function: heparin binding; calcium ion binding; protein binding. The record is from RefSeq and is a predicted model, not a curated record.
AAUUGAUUGCCUGUCGGAGGAGAUCCUGCACACUACUUCACUCACGCUGUAGGGAUGGGAUCAUCACAACGGCAACGCAAGAGUGUGACGUGCUCCGCAGAUACAAAGACACAGACAGUCUCAGGGAAAAACCCUACGGAGACGAAGCUGAGCAUCUCAGAGGACCCCUCUGGCAGACCACCCUGUGCUAUGGACCAUCCUACUUUCUACUCUCCAAAGACCAGAGUGUGGCUAUUAUUCCCGGACUAUAGGUCACUGGCCCGAAAAGGUAUGGCCGUGACAGCGUUUGGAGAAAGCACGACAGCUGUCUAAACAGUCAGACUCCUCCACAAAGACCCUCUUACAAACGCCCCGGAGCGGUCUAGCAGCAAGCAAACGAACGAAGAAGAGAAAGAAAGGAAGGCGAGGGGUUAAACUCCACCGAGGAAACCUGAUGCUAAUUAAGCCUCGGGAAUGCCACAUACUGACAUUUCCCUCCAGAUCGCUCGGAGAGGGGGCCGCGGCCAACACGGGGAUGCUUACCUCGUUCUCUUUGUACUGACUUACCGACAGCAGCGCGACACCACCGGAGAGAGCAGCAGGGAGAUUGAUGACUUAAAAAUGUCAUCGCCCGCGAGGACUUUACUGUUGCUGUCGUGUUUACUGUCGCCGUGUAUCGUGUCGAAGAGUGUCUCAGAGGCAUGCGCAGGGACGCAGUGCUACGCUGGAGAGACGGGGGACCCGAGACCCCGCUCGUCCAGACCGCCGCGGCAACACAGCCCAGCAACACACAGCGGAACCGCGCCGGUGCCUCCCAAAUACCAGCGCGCGCCCUCGAACCCUCCGCCGGCGCACGGUUCCGAAUCUCACGCGACCCUCCGGUCUCAGCACGGGCGCUCGGGAGAGCGCGCAGGCGACGCUGUCAGGACGCACGCCGCUGAAGUCUUCGGUCCCGGGUGCGCCGGAGCGCACUGCGUAACCACCAAAAGAGCAGCGCAGCCUGCGAACGACACCCGCGAAUGCAGAGGGCUCGAGUGCAGGUUGCCUUUGAGGAUACGGCCACAACCGAGGGCCAGACCCUGCCUGGCAGACGCCUGCGGGUCCGGGCCCGAAGAGCAGCCUACUCUCGUCCAUGUGCCGGACAGAGCCGCUCAGUUUCUGGCGGAAUUUCCGGACAUUGGAUACCCUUCGUCGGAGCUCGGCGCCGCUCCUCUGGGAGUACAGCUGACAUGUGACAUCAAACCAGGAGAGAACGAGGUUCCCUCAGAAGAUGCGCUGGUCUUGCACCUACAGCUGGCCAAAGGUCAGGAAAAGCUUGUGGAGGCCCUGCGUGCCCAGCAGCUGGUGAUCCGCGAGCUGCAGCAGCAGCUGGUCGACCAGCAGGGGGCGCUGCUGUCCCAACAGCGGCAGAUCCUGGACCAGCAGCGGCGCAUGUACGAGCAGAUGGAUGCGGUCAAGGCGCAGUACGGCCUGCUCUCCGAGACCGUCAAGCAGGUGUCCUUCCAAAGCCUGCAGGGGGAGCUGCAGAGCUACUUCGAGAGCCACCUGGCAGGCUUACAGAGCCAAGCGCGCAGCCACCUGCAGAAGUCCUAUACCGUCCACAAAACGGACGUGGACGCCAAGGUGGCGGACGUGGCCGGGGACGCCGAGCUUCCGCUGCUGGCCUGCCACAGUGCCUGCGGCCCUGAAGAGUACUGUGACUUCCAGAGACGGCCGCCGCGGUGCGAGAGGUGCACCAUGUGCCCACCGGGAUUUUUCCUGGUGUCCCAGUGUUCCCCAAAUGCUGACAGGAUGUGUCAGGACAGGGAUGAAUGUCUGGAGAUCCAAAAUCUGUGUGGCGAGCGAGUGAAAUGCCUCAAUACGCCAGGGGGGUUUCGAUGCCUGGGCGUGUCCGAGAGAGAGCUGUCCGCAGGUCUGUGUGGUCACGAGUACUUCUACAACCAGGAACUGCAGGAGUGUCAAGCUUGUUCGGACUGUGAUGGAGGGCCGAUGGCCACGCCCUGCACUGCCACCAGCGACGCAGAGUGCGGCGCGCCCUCCGAGAACACGCUGUCGCGGUCGUGGUCCGGCUCGGUCGCGCUGCCCCCGGCCGGGGCGAGGAACGGUGGCGUGUUCCCGGGCGUGCAGCUGAGCGCGCGGGGGCCGGAGGCGGCCGAGCUGCUGGCCGGCCGCGACGGUUCUCUCGGCCUGCGCCAGCAUGGUCUGCUGUGGAUGGACCACAACUUCGCCCUGAAGCACAGCUGCCGGAACUUCCUGCAGGUGGGCGUGCGGCUGAACGGCAGCGAGGAGGAAGGUCGCGACCUGAGCGGCGUGCGGGUAGAGCAGCCGGAGAGGAAGCACGUGCAGGGGGUGAGCGUGAGUGCGGUGGCAGAGGUGGAGCCCAACCAGACCCUAUCACUUGUGCUCAGGAGCUCCAACCAGCACUGCAACCAGAGCAGGGACCUGCAGCUGUAUGAGCUGGGACCCUCCGCCUUCAGCCUGCUCUGGCUGUCCCACGACACCGGCGCUGUCGCCAUGACGGCGCACACGUCCACGGCCGCCCACUACCAGAGCAACUACCGGCCAGCGUUCCGCAUCACGGCCGUCUCGGACCCCUACAUGGUGGCACUGACCCACGACAGCCGUGGCGUGCGCUUCACAGAGCGCGGCGUGGCGAAGUUCGUCCUGCAGCAGGCGCUCUAUGCCAUGGGCCACACCUGCGUGCGUGACGGCUUCGCGCUCGUCGCCUACGUCAACGCCAACGGCACCAACCAGGAGGUGGCGCGAUCCUUCAAGACCGGGGUCAACUACCGGGACACGUCGGUCACGCUGUCUGCCGCCGCGGCCGUGGACGCAGGCGACUGGCUGAACUUCGAGGUCCUCACGCCGUCCCAGUGCAACAUCCGCUAUUUCGGAGACAGCUCCGGGAUCAGCCUGCUUAGUCUGCUCUGGAUCCCGGCCGGAGUCUCGUCCUCGCUCGCCGCCAGCGUCUCCCGGACCGGUCUGCCGUCGGGCGCUGUCAGGAACAGAGCCCUGCUCUUCCAGCAGGUGGGUCCGGAUUCCGCGCACAUACGGCUGGCCGGCGCGGGCGAGCCGCACGCCCGCCGGAACUUUGUGUUCCGAGAAGCCGGAACGGCCAACGUGGCCCUGGAAGUGAAGCUGAUCCACUCCUGCAGUGUGGUGAAGCUCAUCCUGCACCGACACGGCCAGCAGGGGGCACCCUCUGCUCUCUUGGCGCAGCAGGUCGGGGGUCACAUGCCCGAGGGCAGUGAGUGGGCCAGCGUUGGGGUGAGGUCGUCCUUUGAAGUACAGAACGGCACCGCUGUCUACGUCACGCUGGACUGCGUUCGCGGACGGAUCAACCAGAUUACACACGAGGGCAGCACAGGUAUCUCGGUCCUCUGGGUGGCUGCAUGAUUCUGAUUGGCUCAGGGUUGGGGCUUUUCACAGGUGCUCGCGGAAACAUGGUGCUUUCAGAAAUGGUGUAUCUGAACAAACCGGAACCUGAACGAUUGUUUGGACGUCUGAAUAUUUGUUAAUUUCAAAUAUGCAGAUAUGCUGUUUGAAUUUGUCUUUGUGAAGAUUUUGUUUAUUUUACUAAUUUUAGUCAUUUUAUGUGUAUAUUACUUUUGUUUAGGUCUGAUACACUCACAGAAAUACACACUUAAGAGGAGAACUGUGCUUUGAUUUCUUUGGUGAAGUGUUAGCUAAACCUUCAAACAAGUACUGAUAUCUUACCAAGUACUUCGGCUGGUUGAACAGUGACCAACCUUCCCCGAGGGGGAGAAUGUUUUGUCCUCGGUUUGUUUUGCUGUCUGAUCAGGAGUGUUUGCACAUGCUUGUGUGUGGGCAAGACAAAGGGAGGGUAACACAAUGCAUGUCCACAUGCUCCUAGGAAACUACUCUGCACUUUGUAUUAUACUGUAGUCCACACAACAUUGUACAGGAAUGGGGCUUGUUAAAACUUAGCCAUUCAAAUUAUUUAUCUAUUUGAAAAACAUAAUUUUGCUUAAACAUGCGCACAUAUUUUACGUUAUAAUGACACUUUUAUCUGCAUCUCUAUAAAGUAUUUAGAUAAUGAAUAAUUAUAUAAGCAAAUACAACUGCAAUGUGUGUGUUGUGUUCUCGCUGUAGUUUAAAAGGGAAAACACACACAGGACAUAAUCUCUUUUUUAAGGACUUCUUUCAGGGUACGUGAGUGUGCAUCCUGGCAUGGCGUCCCUCACCUGUGACUGCUCUCUCUGUAAUUACGCUGUAAUUCUCCCGAACUGUUACAAAUACGCUCUCUGCGACUGACGGCCCUGACGAGUGCUAUGUUCUUCGCUGACUAGUCAUUUGUUCUUCCUGCAAAAAAACUCAGAACAAACUGUAGAAGGAAGUGUGAUCUUUUGAAUAAAAUCCUAAAU